Arachis stenosperma is the source of this 2223-nucleotide messenger RNA. Its product is annotated as receptor protein kinase-like protein ZAR1. Bases 13 to 1986 code for a protein of 657 amino acids. Lineage: Eukaryota; Viridiplantae; Streptophyta; Magnoliopsida; Fabales; Fabaceae. The transcript is spliced from 2 exons. Gene Ontology annotation, molecular function: ATP binding; protein kinase activity; protein binding. Gene Ontology annotation, biological process: protein phosphorylation. The record is from RefSeq and is a predicted model, not a curated record.
CACAUCACUUGCAUGUUGCUCUUCUUCUUCCUCCUCUGCCCUCAUCCCACACUCACACUCAACUCCGACGGCCUCUCCCUGCUGGCACUCAAGGCUGCAGUCGACUCCGACCCCACCGGAGCCCUCUCCGCCUGGUCCGACACCGACCCAACCCCCUGCCGCUGGCCUGGCGUCCUCUGCUCCCCCAACAACCGCGUCACCCAACUCUCCCUCCCAAACAAGUCUCUAUCCGGCUACCUCCCCUCCGAGCUCGCAUCCCUAACCUCCCUCUACCGCCUCUCUCUUCCGUACAACAACUUCUCAAGAACCAUCCCUGCUCCUCUCUUCACCUCCCUCAACAAACUCCUCGUCCUCGACCUCUCUCACAACCAACUCACCGGUCCCAUUCCCAUCCAAGUCCGAUCCCUCAAAUGGCUCCGCCAUUUCGAUCUAUCCUCCAACUCCCUCAAUGACUCUCUUCCCCAAGAGCUUUCCGAACUCUCUUCCCUCGUCGGUACCUGCAAUCUUUCAUUUAACCACUUCUCCGGCGGGAUUCCCCCCUCGCUCGGCAAGCUUCCGGUCAUUGUCAGCCUCGACCUCCGUGGCAACAACCUCACCGGAAAAAUACCACAGGUUGGCUCCCUGCUCAACCAGGGUCCUACCGCCUUCGCCGGAAACCCUGGCCUCUGUGGUUUUCCUCUCCAGAACUCGUGCCCGGAGUCUCAGAAACCUAACAUUUUACCCGCAGAUCAGCCUCAGAACCCAAAGGCACUUCGCGCCGGUGGCGCUGGCAGUGGCAGCGGUGCUGGAGAAGACGCCAAGGCUAAGGAACGUAGCGGCUCCGUUGCGGUCCUCGUGAUCUCGGGUCUCUCCCUGGUGGUCGGCAUAGUUUCUCUCUCGCUGUGGGUUUUCCGGCGACGGUGGAACAACGACGACGGCAAAAUGAGGAGCAGAAAAUUGAACAAUGAGGUUAUCGGCGGUGGAGAUGGAGGAGCAAUAGGAGGAGGGGAGGGGCAACAAGGUAAAUUCGUUGUGGUUGACGAAGGGUUUAACUUGGAACUCGAAGAUUUGUUGAGAGCUUCUGCUUAUGUCGUUGGGAAGAGUAGGAGCGGAAUCGUGUACAAGGUCGUCGGAGUAGGGAAGGCUGGCACGUGUGCACCUCCGCCGCCGGCGACGGUUGUGGCGGUCCGGCGUCUCAGCGAGGGCGAUGCCACGUGGCGGCUGAAGGAUUUCGAGUCGGAGGUGGAGGCCAUUGCGAAGGUUCGCCACCCAAAUGUGGUUCCUUUAAGAGCUUAUUACUUCGCAAAUGAUGAGAAGCUUCUCAUCACGGAUUUCAUCCGCAAUGGAAGCUUGCAUGCGGCGUUGCACGUUGCAGGUGGAUCUUCCAAUUCAGUGCUGACAUUAUCAUGGACAGCAAGGUUGAAAAUUGCCCAAGAAGCAGCAAGGGGAUUGAUGUACAUCCAUGAGUUUGGUGGCCGGAAAUAUGUCCAUGGCAACCUAAAAUCAACCAAAAUCUUAUUGGACGAUGAUCUCUGCCCUUACAUAUCAGGUUUCGGACUAACCCGUCUUGGUUUGGGUACCACAAAGUCAUCUGCAUUGGCACCAAAACGGCAGAAUUCUAGUGGAUCCUCUACAAUGGUUUCAAAGGCUGCAGCUUCUUCUAAUAACUACUUGGCGCCUGAGGUUCGCAUGGCAGGUGGCAGAUUCUCUCAGAAAUGCGAUGUGUACUCUUUUGGCAUAAUUCUAUUAGAACUUUUGACUGGUAAACUCCCGGAUUUCGGACCAGAAAAUGAUGACAUGGUGCUGGAGAGUUUUGUGAGGAAAGCAUUCAGAGAGGAGCAGCCAUUGUCCGAGAUCAUAGACCCGGCUCUUUUGCCUGAGGUUUAUGCCAAGAAACAAGUUGUUUCUGCAUUUCAUGUGGCUCUGAACUGCACUGAACUGGAUCCAGAACUGCGUCCUAGGAUGAAAAUUGUGUCUGAGAGCCUUGAUCACAUCAAGAUUCAGUGAAAAAACAUGAUAGAACCUUGUAAAUUUUCGGUUCUUGUGGCUGACAUUUUUUCCCCUCUUGUUCAGAUGUUAUUUAGAGUGGUGUUUGAUUUUGUAAUGUUGGGGCCACUUGGAUGUACCUUUUGUUUGUUGUAUCAAUGGAAAUUAAUUCGCUUCCUUGGCCUUCCCCUGAAAUGGCAAGGUACACCUCGAGUAUUUUAAGUUGAAAACUUGAAAUGUUUACAUUCUUUUUUUUCA